AUGUGCCUUGGGAAGGGGGUGCAAGCACACCUCCGCUACUCGGAAUAUAGGGUCACCGGACUCGUUCGCGAGCGAGCGCGGGUAGACGGCGGCGUGCGCAAAGCGACGGCUCGCGCGCGACCGCGGGCUUGCGCGUCGGCCGUGCGCGGGCAGAGGGUGCUGAGGGGCGAGCGAGAUAGCCCAAAAAUAUACCGCCGGAUCAAGCACACAGUGGCGGGCGUCCUACGCGGGGACUAUCGCUACGCCAGGGAAGACAAGGGCGUCGAAGUGCAGCUGCUGCUGUUCGAAUCGUUCGGCAGGUUCGGAAAGGGGGUCCGUGAGAUCCUCCGGAAGGCGGCGGACGUGCUACAGAACAAGCUGACGCGGGCCCAGUACCUCGAUGAGGUGACUUGGACCACCAAGAGCUGGCUGGGGCUGCAGAAGCAGCGCAUCUCAGUCGUUCUUCACACGGCCAUCGCAGAGCAGGAGUCGCUUAGGCGGCUCCCGUGGCAGCCUUUGGCUCGCCACUGCACUCGGCUCCUCUCAAUGCGUGUCGGGCACCCCCCACGACAGCACGCCGACGGCAAGCUUUGA
Messenger RNA from Emiliania huxleyi CCMP1516, 573 nucleotides. RefSeq lists its product as hypothetical. Bases 1 to 573 code for a protein of 190 amino acids. Lineage: Eukaryota; Haptophyta; Isochrysidales; Noelaerhabdaceae. The record is from RefSeq and is a predicted model, not a curated record. The transcript is spliced from 5 exons.